Osmia bicornis bicornis is the source of this 7023-nucleotide messenger RNA. Its product is annotated as citron Rho-interacting kinase-like. Gene Ontology annotation, molecular function: protein serine/threonine kinase activity. The record is from RefSeq and is a predicted model, not a curated record. The coding region runs from base 1536 to 6389 and encodes 1617 amino acids. Gene Ontology annotation, cellular component: cytoplasm; cytoskeleton. Lineage: Eukaryota; Metazoa; Arthropoda; Insecta; Hymenoptera; Megachilidae. The transcript has 14 exons. Gene Ontology annotation, biological process: peptidyl-threonine phosphorylation; actomyosin structure organization.
AUAUAUCAAAUUUCUCUAAAAAUAUAUCAAUAUGUCAUUAUUCCAUCAGUUUCUUAAACCUAACCCUAACCCUAACUUCCCCCUCCAACCCCAGCCUUGAUAAUACAACCUAACCUAACCUAUUUUGUUUUUGAAGUACGUCGGUAAUGUAGGAAAUCGCAAAAAACAAUUAUUUGCAAAAUUUCAACCAAAUUGGAUUUGACAGGUGUUCGGGAACUAUGAUGGAAUAAUGACAUAUUGACAUAUUUUUAGAGAAAUCUAAUACUUAUCCCCCUGUGGCUCGGGAGGCUUGGAAUACGGCCACGGUAUCCCCUGCCUGUCGUAAGAGGCGACUAAAAGGGGUCACACAAACACAUACACACACGCACACACACACACCGAUUCAGGCGAAAGGAUGAGCAGACUUUAGAAGUAUGGACUGAGUGUAAGAUUUAAAAGUAUGCACAGGUAUGAGUGAUGAAAUUUAAAAAUGCGCGGGGUUUGGGGUUGGCAGGGCUGCCAGCCCAUCCCCAAAGGCGCGUGGAGGUAUAACAAGAGGCGACACUCCCGGCGGCACCUUUGAUGUCGAGGUUUUGCUGUCCCUUUAAAUGGGUAGUAUCAACGAGCGGGAAGUUUGAAUGAGUUGGAUGUAAUACUCUUUAUAACCAGAAAUUUUUUUGAUUAUUCGAAUAUUAUUUUUUCAAAUAAAUCGAGUACUCGCACACCUCUACAACAAGGUGACAAAUAAGUUACCAAAAAUGCCAGCCUUUGAGCGAAAUUCGAGAUAGAUAGAUAGAUAGAGAAAUCUGUCUCGAAAACUACAUCAGUUGACGAAAAAAUGUUGCAGGACAUAAAUAGUUGGAAAUUUAAUUCUUUACAAAAAAAGUCUCUUGAUAUUUUGCCAUAUUUCGUAUAGUUUCCGAGAUAUUUGCAGAUUUAUAAAAAACAGGAAAUCUACUUUACUGGCUAAACCAGGUCGAUUUGGUACCUGUAACAUAUAUGUAUAUUUUUGUCUUAAAAUGGUCCCAAGAACACAACCAUAACCUCAAAACGAGGGGCCACGGAAAUCGUAAUCUCCCCCAAUUCGGUGGCUCCAGCACCAUCUAUCGCGUUUGCUCGAUUCUUGGCGUCAAAUAAAAUUUUGAAUUACAAACAUGGAGUUUGUCCCGCGACCGUUAUAAACACGGUAGUGUAUAAACGAAACGUCUGUUCAUAAAUGUACUUUUAUAAUGGACAACUAUAAAAAAAGUUAUUCACUUUAUUACAAGUAGAUUCUUGAUUGUCGUAGUAUUUGUUCAACGGGAAUUGUAACCCCAGGAAUCUUUAAAGUUUAAGUUUCAUAAAGUGUGCACGCGAAGCGUUCGAUGUGCUCUCAAUCAAAUUGCAUCGAAUUCAUUUUGAUUAUUAGCUUUGAUUCUUCCGGUUAAUCUAGUCAAUGAUAUGGUCGUGAUGAGUAUCAUAAGAUAAUAAAUUCUUUGGUUAAAUCUCUCAGUAGACUAAAGAAAAUACAGGAUAAAAAAAAUAUUAAAGGAAGUGACAAAUGAGGAAUAAAGAGAAUGGAUUUUGAAGAUAAAGAAAAAGAAUUUGAGGAGCGUUAUAAAAGGAUCUGUGGAAAGAACAGACUGUCUUCUAAAUAUGAGACUCAAAAAGAAGAAAAAACAGAUAAGGGAAAGACUUGCUCGAAAGAGAAGGAAAAAAUGGAAAAGGAAUUAAAUGCUGCAAAAUGUGAUUUGGCUAGCCUUCAAAGGAGUCUGGGCUGCGAUAGAAAUAUUCACACAUCACAGUUUAACGAUGCCUCCAAAGAUGUUCCAAAAGAAUGUUCUUCUUUCUUUGAGUUUAAAUUUCAGAAGCGUAAUUCUGCACAAUUUGAGAAGUAUUCCAAAGAAAAAAAUGAAUUGGAGGUACAAUUGGAGGAUAGAAAAAAGGAGGUCCAAGCGAAAGAAAGGGAGAUAUUUGAAUUAAAGGAAAAAAUAAAAAGAUUAGAAGCAUUCAGCAAGGAGAGGGAUAUACUUGAAAAGGAAUUGAUUUCAACGAAAGCAGAAUUGACUGGGAUAAAAAGGACAUUAGAGCUAGAACGGCAAGAAAGAAGAGAUUUGGAGACUAGAGCCCUUGGUUUAAUUAAAGAUGCUAAACGUAAAUGGGAAAAUGCAGAAAAGGAUAAAAUUGCACAGUUAAAUAAACAUAUUGAAGCGCAGACUGUAAGAAUUACAGAAUUAUGUACUAGCAAUAAUGAGAUGAGUUCCAGAUUACAGAGGACUGAAUGUGAACUGGAAACUGCAAAUGCAGAAUUGCAUAAACUUAGAGUGUUCCAGAUGCAAUAUAAAGAAUCACUGGCUAAAACAAGAGAACUAAAUCGACAAAGUGCUCAAGGAGUUGAAACGAAAUUAAAGGAAAUAGCUGCAAGAGCACACAAUCAGUUAGCUGAACUUAGAUCUAAGUUAGAUUUAGAAACAGCAAAAAACAAUGACUUGGAGUCUAAACUGCGAAAUGAACAAGAUUCUAAUCACUGUCGCCAGUCACGACUAAAUGUAGCUUUAGAAUUAGCGCAGAAUGAAUUAAUGGACUGUCAGGAACAGUUACGCAGUAUACAAGCUACAAUACCUGCCAGAGAUGCUGAAAUAGAAGCUUUGAAAAAACAAUUACAAGAAAGAUCAAAGCAAUUAGAUAAUGUUACGGCAUCAGAACAGGUGGUUGCAACAAUGCAAGAGCAGUUGGAGCGAUCAAGACUCGAGAAUGAACAAUUGAAACAACAAUUACAGGCAAUGAAGUCUGACUUAAGUGAAACCAUGAUGAAUUUGGAACAAAAUGAAGCUCUUGCCUUAAAUUUAGAACAAGCUACACAAGACAAAGCUGCAUUACAAAAACGACUACAGGAUUCUCUUGAAAAAGAAGAGGAACAUUUACGUAAAGUCGGCAAUUUAGAAGAAUUGUUACGACGCUUGGAACAAAGCGUUACUAAACUAGAAUCAGAGAAUGCUAAUCUUAAAAUGGAAAAUGUACAGCCAAGUACCAGUAUGGUACGAAAAACGGUUACAAUAAAAGCUGAUAUUCUACUGGAAGAACAAAUACAUAAAUUAGAACAGGAACUUCGAACAGCGAGAGAACACUUAAAUACAGAACGUCAGACUGCAAAGCAAGCUCAGAUUAAUUUAUGGAAGAAAGAAAAAGAAUUAUCAGAUGCAAAUUUGGAUAAGAGAAUUGCAAUAAGAGCAAGUAAAAAGGCAGAAGAGAAAAUUGAAACAUUACAAGAAGAGAAACAAAGAUUAUCAGAGAGAUUAGAUAAUAAAAUAAAAGAAGAAGAUGAGAAAUCUAAAAAGUUACUUAGAGAAUUAGAUAGUGCAAAAGCAUCGUUAAAUGACAUAACCAAGGAAUCUUCUAGAAACAAAAUGCAAGCUGAUUCUGCUCAACGAGCUUUAACUCAAGCUAAUCAUCAAAUAGAAGAGCUUCAGUCAUCAAGUGCUUCGUUACGUAGAGAACUAGACGCUGCUCGAAAGCAAGCAAGGGCAAGUCAAGAGAGAGUUGAUAGUUUAAACGCUGAGAACAAACGUUUGUCACAAUUAAUUGCAAAACAUAACGAAGAAAAGAGCGAAUUGGAAUCUAAAAUAGAAAAACUAGAGCAAGAAAUCAAAGGUUACGAAUUGAAUACUGAACUUCUUAAAGAAACGUGUACAGUACUUGAAGAGCAGUUGACCGAUUACGAGAGAUUAACGAGCGAUCAUGAAACGCGGGAAAAUAUACUGAUUCAAGAUAAAAUGAAAUUACAAAAAGAUCUAGAAGCGACUGAAGGUAAACUUCGCGAAGCAUGUGCCGCACAAAAUGAAGAGAGAUCCCUGAGAUUAGCUGCUGAACGUAACAUUGAAAGACUAGAAUCGGAAACGAGCGACAUAGAAUGCGAAAAGAACGGUUUACUUGCGCAGAGAGACCAAUAUAAAAAACUUGUACAAGAAUUAAGCGCACAGGUUGAUGAACUAUCAGCCAAGUGUAGUGAAUUAGAAUACGAAUUCUCUGAAACGAAACGUAACUUAGAAAUGACUAAAGCUGAAACGAGGGUCGUCAAAGAAGAAAGCAGUCAGCAUUUGACAAGAGUGCACGAAUUGAAAGAAGCGAAUACAAUGCUCAUGAACGAUUUGCAAAGCAGCGUGGAUCAAGGACAGGAACUUCGGAUGAGAAUUUCAGAGCUGGAAAGCAUCUUGGAAGAAAUGCGACAGUUCUACCAGGAAAGAGAAGUUAAAGCCGAAAGCACAAGGCAACAGCAAACGAAACUAAUUGAUUAUCUACAAUUUAAAUUAGAGGAAUGUAGCAAAAAGAAGAAAACUGUAUGUGAUAAAAUACUUGGUACUAAACAGAAAGAAAAUGUCCCUCCAAGCGGUACUGGGAUGCCCGUUGGCUAUCGUGAAUUAGAGAAUCAGCUAGCUAAAGAACGUGCUAAAGUUAAAACGUUAACCGAUCAAUUAUUGGCACUUAGAGCUAUGCAUGCUUCAACCUCUGCACCUACAUCUCCCACGGCACACAGUAACAAGAACACAAAUUACAUUACGGAACAGUCGGUCAGUUCUUUGUCUAAACGAUUAUCCCCUCAGAGGAUUGGACACAAUAUUCCUCAUAGAUUUGAGGUCGGUCUACCUAUGAGAGCUGGAAAAUGUUCUGCUUGUUUUGACUCUAUUCAGUUUGGUAAACGUGCAGCUAUUUGCAGUGAAUGUCAAGUAAUGACUCAUUUAAAAUGUGCCGUUACCGUUCCUGCCAACUGCGGUUUACCGGGUGGUUUUGCUAAACAAUUUGGCAAGAGUUGGAGGAACAGCGACGAAAGCCUAUCAUCUUUAUCUGGAAGUGUUCAAACGUUGAAUAUAGAUCAACCAGAUAAUCCUGAUACGAAUGUAUGCGAUGCACGUGGUAAAAGCAGUGACGUAUCAAUGGAAAGUUGGGUCAAAGUUCCAGAGAAGUCAAAAACUUGCUGGGAAAGGAAAUACCUUAGAUUAGAAGGAACCUGUUUAUGUACUUAUGAACACCAACCAUCUCCUGGAAUGUCGCCCGUUAAUCGUUUAGAUCUGGUCGAAAAAGAUGGAUUUAAUGUAUUAGAAACUGUACAGCAACCGGAUGUAUUAGGAACAGCAAAGUCGGAUAUACCAUUUAUCUUUAGGAUAGAAUCUAAUUCUUCAACGACUUGUUGGCCAACGUCGCGUCUAGAUAUAAUGGCUUUAAGCCACACGGAUAAAAAGAAUUGGUUAAAAGCUUUGAAGUCUGUUACUAGUCAAAAUUAUUCGAGUAACGUUCAUAAAACUAAGAAAUAUGAAACUAUACUGAGGCUGGAAAAGAAUCAGUUGGAUCUGAAUUGCGCUGUAAAUCUAAUUGAAGAAAAUGUGCUGUUGUUGGGAGCUGAAGAAGGUCUCUUUUCAUAUUGCGGUUCUAAAUCACGAACACUGACAGCAAUUUGUGGAGUAAAGAGGGUUCAUCAAUUAACUUUACAUCCUCAUUUGGGAAUAGCUUUAAUGAUAGCCGGUGAAAGUAGGCAAUUAGUAUCGUGUAGUCUAAGACAAUUAAAGAGUAACGCAGUAGCUGCUGAAUGUUCAAGACCAGCAAUCAAUACAAAACCAGUUUUAACUAGCACUGAUAGUUGUCACUUGUAUCAGUUACAAAGGGACAUGCUUUGCGCAGCAACAGCAACUCAUGUAAUAUUACUUAAAUGGUAUACCGAGGAAGAAGGUGGAGAAUUUGUUGGAGUACGGGAACUUGAAACAUCCGAGCCAUGUAGCUGUGCCAUAUUUACUCAAAACAUCCUAAUAGUAGGGUGCAAUAAGUUCUUCCAAAUCGAUCUUAGGAACUAUUGCGUCGAUGAGUUUCCAGAAGCAGACGAUAGUUCAGUUAAAGCUGCGCUAACGGGAGUAGCUAAAUUAGGUAUCUUUCCCGUUUGCGUUUUAAAUGUUUCUCUAGUACCUGGAAAAGUGGAGCUUUUACUUUGUUACAACGAGUUUGGAAUGUUUGUUAAUGAACACGGCCAAAGAACUCGAAGCAUUGAUCCAACGUGGAAUCAUUUACCUUUUGCUUUUGCAUUCCGUAAACCGUACUUAUUUAUUAUUCACUUUUCAUCGGUGGAGAUUAUAAAACUCGAUCAACAAGCGUACACCUCGCCAACAAAGAAUCCAGAACGAGUUUUGAUCGAAUUGUCUAGUCCUCGUUUUUUAGGAGUGUCUGAAUCGAAGGGAAUCUAUGUAGCAACCAUUAAUUCCUUUUUGGAAUUGUUAAUGAUAGAAGGUCCUUCUAAUAUACCAGAAAACAAUGGCAGUCUCACUAGUUUGGAAACUUUGGGACAAGAUAACGAGAGCACUUCGGAAUUCAGUUUCACAUCGAGCUUAAUGGAAGAUUUAGAUGGUCAUGGAAAAAAAGUACAUUUCGCUGGUGUUUCUAAGUAUUGAUAUCAAAAACUAACAUAAGUAUCCUUUCACUCGACUGUAGGAACUACAAGAAACCCGAGACCAAGACUGUAAACAUUUAGUAAGCAUUAAGGAAAGUAAGUCAUAACAAACAUGUUACAGGCUACAUCUUACCUAGCCAUUCCAUGCAUUUAAUUUAAUUUGUACAUUCUUGCCAAUGGGUAAUAUCAGUCUAUUAAUACAUAAUUGAUGGAAUGUACAAACACUCUCUAUCGUACAAAAGCUUUUUUUGCACAACAGUUUAAUGUUUAAUUUUAUUUUCAUUUUGUAAAACGAUUAAAUAUCAUCGGAUCUCAAAUAUUUGCUAUGACAAAGGAUUUAUAUGGUACUGUGUAGUAUUAGUCAACCAAAUUUGAUAUAUUUAUACAUAUCGCAAAAGUAAUUUCUUUUACUUUUUAUAAGCUCGAGCUUUUUCAAUGAGAAUAAUUUACAUUUUUUCUUUUUUUAUAGAAAAAAUUGAAAUCGAUACUUAGUGCAUAUAGAUUUAAGUAUAGAGAUACGAUUAAUAUGAUAAUAAUAUAUUCUUGAAUUUCCUAAGUUAACAAAACUUUUGUAACAUUGUAAUUUAAUUAAAAGAAACUCUACUCUUGACGAGAAUAAAGAUUUAUAGAAGAUA